Molecule: messenger RNA, 2398 nt
Organism: Eublepharis macularius
Lineage: Eukaryota; Metazoa; Chordata; Lepidosauria; Squamata; Eublepharidae
Gene: MUTYH
Product: mutY DNA glycosylase
Exons: 16
Coding region: 103-1671 (522 amino acids)
Biological process (GO): mismatch repair; base-excision repair
Cellular component (GO): nucleus
Molecular function (GO): purine-specific mismatch base pair DNA N-glycosylase activity; adenine/guanine mispair binding; oxidized purine DNA binding
Source: RefSeq, a predicted model, not a curated record
CGGAAAGAAAGUACCAAAAAGACGCAAAUAGGAGAAGGUCGUCAGGUCACUCGUUACCACCGGUAGCCGGGCUCCCAGGUCGCUUUUGCUUAUUUCCUGGCAAUGAGUAAAAUUCAGUUGGCAACAUACAGCAAAUGCAGAAUGCCGCAUGGCACUGGCAAACUACAGAAAUCACCAAGGAAAUAUGAAGAGAGUAUCAUGCUGUACAAAGGAGUGCCCAGGCAGCAGUCCUCAUACCAUACAUUCAGCAGUCCAGAUGAAAUUGAAAUGUUUCGGAAAAGGCUGCUUGCCUGGUACAAUAAGUGCAAACGGGACCUUCCUUGGAGGAAACUGGCUGCAACUGAAGCUGAUGCUGACAAACGAGCAUAUGCUGUGUGGAUAUCGGAGAUCAUGCUCCAGCAGACACAAGUGGCUUCUGUGAUCAACUACUACAAUCGCUGGAUGCAGAAAUGGCCAACCUUACAGGAUCUAGCUGGGGCUUCACUGGAGGAAGUGAAUGAAAUGUGGGCAGGGCUUGGCUACUAUUCUCGAGGGAAGCGGCUCCAGGAAGGCGCAUGUAAGAUGGUAUUGGAGAUGGCAGGUCAUAUGCCCAGGACAGCAGAGGAGCUGCAGAAGCUGCUUCCAGGAGUAGGGAAGUACACUGCUGGAGCUAUUGCAUCCAUAGCAUUUGGCCAGGAGACAGGUGUAGUGGAUGGGAAUGUAAUUCGGGUCUUGUGCCGUGUACGAGCCAUUGGAGCUAACCCCACCAAUUCUGCUGUUACUGACGUAUUCUGGGCUUUAUCACACACUCUGGUGGAUCCAGCCCAUCCAGGUGACUUUAACCAAGCUAUGAUGGAACUGGGAGCAACUGUGUGCACUCCCAGGGCCCCACUGUGCAUGGAGUGUCCAGUGAAGCAGCACUGCAGAGCAUACCACAGGGUGGAGAAGGAGCUGAAAGACUCUGCCAAGAGACUGGUAGGAAGAGCUGCCUCCAAGUGCUCUCAGGUGCUCGAUGUGGAAGAAUGUGCCACCCCUGCAGGUAGCUGCUCCCUUUGCCUGCCUCCUUCAGAGCCGUGGGAUCCUAGCCUUGGUGUGGCCAACUUCCCCAGGAAAGCCGCCAAGAAACAGCCCAGGACAGAGAGCACAGCUACAUGUGUGUUGCAGAGGAAAUGCCAUGAGGACAAGCCAGAGUACCUUAUUGUACAGAGACCAAGCACAGGUCUGCUGGCAGGGCUGUGGGAGUUCCCUAGCCUCCUCCUUGAUCCAGGGCAGGAGAAGCAGCAAAAAACAAUAAUGGCCCAUCACCUUCGAGCAUGGGUUGGCAGUGAUGUGGCUGUGGGACGCUUGCAGCAUGUUGGAGAGGUUCUUCAUAUCUUCUCACACAUUCGCCAAACAUAUACAAUCUACUCUUUGAACCUGGACAAGCAUGAGGGAAAUUGCAAAAUGGAAGUGGCACUUCCGCCAUGCAGAUGGGUGACCAAGGCAGAAUUCCAGAAUUCAGCUGUUUCCUCUGCCAUGAAGAAGGUCCUGAAAGCCUAUGAAAAAUGGAGCUCUACAAUCAGUGUUGCCAAGGUUACCAAGAGGAAACGGGACUCUCUGUGUUCCAGCCAGCCAGUACUUGCAACAGAGAGCAGCUCUUCUAAGAGGCAACUUUCUCUGGAUUCUUUUUUUGCACCUCCCCCUAGGAACUGAUGGCAAUAUCUUUAUUGUUCCUGAACGAACACAUGCAGGGAUACACCUUUCACUCCAAUAAUAAAGAUUAGUUUGGAGCAUCACUGCUGGGUCCCUCAGGAAGUUCUAGGACUCUCCUAGCCAUGUGGUUAUUGUAUGGGCAGUGGCAAACUGUAUGAUUUUCUACCAGAACUUAAUGGUAUGGGGUCUCCUGCCCAGCCAUCUCUUGAGCAAUUUAUAAUCUGGAUGGUAAGAGGAGAUAGCCCUGGAUUUUCAGCAGACUUGUAGAUGUCUUGGAGGGAAAUAGCUGUGACUGGAGCAAGCAAUUUAUGGGAGAAUGCUGAUGAACAUUAAUCCAACACUCUGCUCCCUCUACAUACAUCAUGCAAGCCAAAGAGGAGGUUAGGGAUUCCUUGGCUUCACUCUGAUGUGCCAUAUUGAAGUGCACAGGGGUAGCAUGACCAUGAUGGGGUGGGGCAAUUCCCUUUCUCCAGUGACUGCUGAGCAAAUCAGUUCAAAAAGAGAGAUCUAAUGCAUCCAGAAAGAAAGAAUUGCUUUCUUAGAGCCAACUGCUUCUUGGAGGCGAGUAACUGUAUAUAAUUAUCAUUAAUAAAAACCAUUCACACACUUCCACUUCUUACUAUGAUAUUAAAUGCCAGCAUUUGUGUAGUUAUACAACUGUUUUUAGAGCUUGCAAUGACCUGUUUUACUUCCAGCUUUGCUAAUAAACUGUUAAUAAUUUACUAUU